Anolis sagrei ordinatus is the source of this 802-nucleotide messenger RNA. It is a transcript of the gene TSR2, whose product is annotated as TSR2 ribosome maturation factor. Gene Ontology annotation, cellular component: nucleus. Lineage: Eukaryota; Metazoa; Chordata; Lepidosauria; Squamata; Anolidae. Gene Ontology annotation, biological process: maturation of SSU-rRNA from tricistronic rRNA transcript (SSU-rRNA, 5.8S rRNA, LSU-rRNA). The record is from RefSeq and is a predicted model, not a curated record.
GAUGAUUCGGCGCGCGGCGCUCUGCCUGCCUGCUGCUUGCCAUGGCGGCGCCGAGCGCGGAGCCACGUGGCCUCUUCGGGCAAGGCGUGGAGGCCUUGCUGGGCAGCUGGCCCGUCCUGCAGAUUGCUGUUGAAAAUGGCUUUGGAGGGGCAUACAGCCAAGAAAAAGCAGCAUGGAUGGUUGGCGCUGUGGAGCAGUACUUCCAAAGCAAUGCUGACCUGGAGCCAGAUGAGGUAGAGGAUUUCCUUGCUGAGUUGAUGAACAAUGAAUUUGACACAAUGGUAGAAGAUGGUAGUUUGACUCAGGUGAGCCAGCAACUGUGCCUGUUCUUCAGCCAGUGCCAGCAUGGAAAUGGAGCAGCAGUGCGUGAAGCCAUUGUCCGUCUGGCCCAGAAGAAGCAAGAGGCCAAGGUGGUCGCUGCAAAAUCCCAGCCAGCAGACCAGAGCAGCAGCAGCGAGGAGGAAGAUGAGCAGGAGGCAGAGGAAGAGGCCAUGGAGUGUAGUGCUACUCCCAACAUGAAUGGGCCAACAUCCAAUCCUCCUCCCCCAUCCAACACAGAGGAGGAAGAUGGUUGGACCUUGGUGAGGAAGAAAAAGAAAUGAGGAAGACCAACCAAGCCCAGUGCUUGAUGGUGUCAUGCCCAGAACGGUGCCACAAAGUUGUGACAGGGCAAAUUGAAUUGUGCAUUUCCACAGAAUGGAUAUUCUUUAUGAACAUUGAGAAGAACGUGUUUGGGAUGGUGAUGGGGCUUUCAGUUGCAGAGGGGAGUGCUUUAGGUAAGCAGAGAGGUUCUCCAUGGUAG